Aspergillus fumigatus Af293 is the source of this 591-nucleotide messenger RNA. Its product is annotated as HIT domain protein. The coding region runs from base 1 to 591 and encodes 196 amino acids. The record is from RefSeq and is a predicted model, not a curated record. The transcript is spliced from 2 exons. Gene Ontology annotation, molecular function: catalytic activity. NCBI's taxonomy places the organism in Eukaryota, Fungi, Ascomycota, Eurotiomycetes, Eurotiales, Aspergillaceae.
AUGUCCGUCCGAGACCCCGUCCCCGCCAUGUCCGCCGCCCUCAAAGGCGCCCAGAUCUACUUCGGCCCAUUCCUCGUCACCUCCCAGGUCUUCCACCUCACACCACUCUCCUUCGCCCUUGUAAACCUCAAACCCAUCCUCCCGGGCCACGUCCUCGUUUCCCCGCGCCGGCGCGUUCCCCGCGUUGCGGACCUGACCGCCGCCGAAACGAGCGAUCUCUUCCUUACCGUGCAGCGGGUCGGACGGAUGGUUGAGCGCGUGUACGGCGCGUCGAGUCUGAAUAUCGCUGUGCAGGACGGGCCGGAGGCGGGGCAGAGUGUGGCGCAUGUGCAUGCGCACAUCAUCCCGCGGAAACGGGCGGACCUGGACCAUCGGGGUGGGAUGGAUGCGGUGUAUGAUUUGUUGGAUGGGGAGGAGGGGGAUCUGAGGCGGGCGUUUGAGGAGGGGAAGGAGGGGGAAAGGCGGCCGAGGGCGAAGUUCCCUGCUGUUGAUAAUGAGGGGCGGUCGCCGAGGAGUAUGGAGGAGAUGGAGGCUGAGGCAGAGAUGUUGGCGAGGGAGAUGGAGAGGAUGGAGAGGGAGGUUGUGGGGUGA